This is a messenger RNA of Schistosoma margrebowiei, 7041 nucleotides long. Lineage: Eukaryota; Metazoa; Platyhelminthes; Trematoda; Strigeidida; Schistosomatidae. The record is from the annotation of a GenBank genome assembly.
AUCAUUUGCUAGUUUAUAGUCCAUAUUUAAAAAUUUAUAUAAUUCGCUGUCAGGCAUUGUCAUUUAAAUAUUAUUAGAUCACUAAAAUGGGUUCGAACAUUGAAACUGAUACUGAACAGUACUAAGAAUAAAAUAUUCAUGUGUAUAUGGAUAGACCUAAGGAUGAAGUGUUCGCUGUUAAUCUGCAUGAAACUUUGUCCAACCAUUGACAGUGGAUAUUAGUGGGUACUUCUGAACUUACCUAAUUACUUACUUACGCCUGUUACCCCUCAUGGAGAAGCAUAGGCCGCCUACAAACACUUUUCAUCCAACCCUUUCCUGGACAAUAUGUUUCAGUUUCUAUUCAUCCUUUUCAUGUCUGCUUCCAAUUCUCGACACAGUGUGUUAUUUGGCCUUCCUUUUUUCUGUUUCCCUUCAGGAUUCCAAGUUAGCGUUUGCCUCGUGAUGCAGUUUGAUGAUUUCCUCGAUGUUUUUCCUAUCCACUUCCAACGUCUUUUUAUAAUUUCCUCUUCAUCUGGAAGCUGGUUUGUUCUCUCCUACAGUAGGCUGUUGCUGAUGGUAUCUUACAUAUUCAAUUGUUGGUAAAUACUCAUACAUUCAGCUCCAUACAGUAGAACUGUCUAAACGUUCGUAUCGAGGAUUCUCACUUUGAUAUUAGUUAACAGUUGUUUUGAGUCACAUAUUUUCUUCAACUGUAAGAAUGCAGUCCUUAAUUUGCCAACCCUCGCCCUUACGUUUGAAUCGGAUUCUCCUUGUUCGUCGAUAACGCUUCUCGGUUACGUAAAAUACUCCACAUCUUCCAGAGCUUCUCUAUUAGGUGUGACUGGGUUAGUGUUCUCUGUGUUGUACUUAAGAAUCUUGCUUUUUCCCUUGUGUAUGUUGAAGUCUUCUGAUGCAGAGGCUGCUGCUACACUAGUUGUCUUCAUCUGCAUUUGUUGAUGUGUAUGGGAUGGAUGGGCUAUGUCACCUUCCAAGUCAAAAUCGUCUAGUCGCAUCCAAGCUGUCUUUUGUAUUUUGUACUCUCCAUAAGUAGUGGAGGUCUCCAUAACCCAGUCAACCACUAGAAGGAAGAGAAAGGGGGAGAGUAGGCAGCCUUGUCGGACUCCAGUUCUUACUUGGAAUGCAGCUGUCAGCUGUCCACAUGCACUACUUUGCAGUGUAGCCCAUUCUAAGAAUUACGUACAAUGUUAACGACCUUUUCAGGUACAUCAUAGUGUCGAAGAAGGUUUCAUAGUAUUCUCUUGUCCACACUGUCAAAUGCUUUAUCAUAAUCAAAGACGUUGAUGUUUAGUGACUAGUCCUACUUGACUGAUUGUUCAACAAUGAUCCACUUGUCUUCAAUAGUAGUUUCUUUCUCAUGUAGUAGAUCUUAUAAAGCCUGGAACCUGUUACUGGGAACUAUCUUAAAUUAAUUAUGUCAGUGUCUCGAAGGAAAACUGUACCACGUCCGUAGUGCUGUUUGUCCAGUUGUCCAGUGUUUCUUUAGCUUGAUUUUGUUCUUGACCACAACCAGGUGGUAAUCGGAAGCUACGUCGGCUCCUCUACUGGUUCUCAUAUUUUCCGCUGUCCUGAAUUUUGUAUCAAUACAAAUAUGAUCUAUCUGGUUCUCCGUGGUGUGAUCUGGUGACACUCAUAUAGUUUUAUGUAUACGUUUGGGUGACAAUAUUUUGCUGUCCAUAACCAAUUUGUUGAAUGCAUAAAGGUUUGCUAAUCUCUCCCCAUUUUCGUUUCUCUUUCACAGUUCGUGUCGCCUCAUGAUAUCUUCAUAUCCGGUGUUGUCCAUUCCGGCUUCAGCUUUUAGGUUUCCCAUCAGGAUUUUCGGGUUUUUUCCUGGGGGCUUUGCCAUAAUCGAUCGCAGUCUCUCGUAGAAUUAAUCUUUAUGGUUGUCACUGAUAUAAUUGGUGGGUGCAUAACAUUAGAUAACAUACAUUGUAGCUCCCUCCCUCUUUGUUUUAAAAGAUGCUUUGAUGAUCCUAGAUCCAUGAGAUUCCCAUCCUAUAAGUGCGUUUCGUGCAUCUUUGAACACCAUUAGACCAAAUCACUGAGUGUGUGAAGGAUUUUCCUCUUCAUGACCGGAAUACAGCAUCAUCUCUCCCGUAUCUAGCAUUUGUUGUUCGGCUUGGGUAGAAUGGGUUUCGCUGAUCCCGAGUACUGCCAAGUUGUAUCUCCUCUGUUUCGUUGCUAUUCGACUGGUCCUCUUGAUCUUUCACAUUGUCCGGACGUUCCAUGUAACUACAUUAACUGUUAAUCUGGUUGCUAGAAAGGACAUUGGCUUCGUAACGUCCGAAGAGUCUCGGCUUUCAUCACUAUGCGUCAUAAUUCUUCCUUCAACUCCCAGGAAAGACUUUAAGUUGUUUAUUCUGGUUAGCGUUUUUCAGCAUGGUUGUUUUCUACGGAAUGAGGUUGCCGACCCCAUGCCCAACCCUCCUCCUUCACCGGGGCUUGGGGUCGGCAUUAGCCUUAGAAGAGCUACAGGUGGGGUUAAAAUAUGGAACGCUUCAAGAUUUCGCGUGUUAUCCUUGAGCAGGAGCCAUGACGAUCUUCUAUAUCGUUCCAAUUUUAGUAUAUGUACCGAAAAAGUUAAAUUAAACGGGGAGGACGUUUGUGGUCAAGAUCAUCUUGUACCAUUGAAUGAAGCGUUUGCUUUAUCAAUGCAAGGAAAAGUUGAUAUAUUAUCUCUUGAAUUUAAAGACAUGUAUUAUGAUGAGGAGGAAAUGAAUAAUAAUACAAACAUGUCUUCUGCUAAUAAUAACAGUAAUAGCAUUAGAAUGGAUGAUGCACAAGCAGGCCUUGUACGUGUCAAUGAGUUAAGACAAAGUUCCAUACGCAGAAAUGAUCCGCCAGUGAUGGUACCAACAAGAACAGGUUCCAAAUUGGAGAAACAAUCAAUAAAAAGUAAAGAUAGUAAUCUAGAAGUUACUGCUUGGAAAACGUCAAAUGAUUUAUCUAGAGCAUAUUUAGACGUUGAUUACAAAGUAUCUACAUUAGAUCGAAAUUCUGCAGCCCAUUCAUAUCGUAAUAGUAUUGAUUUUAGUCACAAUUCAGACUCAAGAAUUUCUGGAACAUUACCACCUCUAGGCAAGUCAGCUAAUGACAGAGUAUCAGAUUACGUAAUGGGAAGUCGAGGUAACCUUAAUACAAAUGAUGCGUCACAUAUAAAAUCGAAAACAUCUAUUUUUGGUUCUCGGAAAUCUGCUACCUUAAGUAAUAGUAAAAUUGAACAACGUUUUAACGAAGGCAGAAGUCAGACAGAUGCAGGCGAUUUACACCAUGGAAGCUAUUCUGUAUUGGAUGACGAAGAUCACAUAGGAUCUCAACUUUCUGCUACAACAUCAACACCUAACUUGCAAGACAAACAUAAGAAAAAACGAUUCAGUUUACUUGGAAAGAACAGAAAAUCAACAGGCUCCGAGUCAGAUGUACGUAAUGACUCUAAGAAAUCCAAAGGAUCUACUCCAGACAUAAGGUUGAAAGAUGGCGAAGGCGAGAAAAAGAAGAAGGGUUUACAUUUAAAAAAUCCUUUUAAACGUUCGAAAACUAAAGAUCAAACACCUUCAGUAUCAUCAGAUCUUGCUUUUACUAGGAACACUAUACAUCCGGCAAUUAAUGUAGCUGUCACUGAACGAUUACCAAAAGAGAUGUCUAAAAAACCAGCACCUGAAAUUGCAGCUUAUCUCCACAAAUCCAAUCCAUCAGCUGAAUUUGAUACACUUAAUUUAACUGGUCGUGAAAUAUUGAGUGAAGAUACUCAUUUUGCACCUUUUGAUAGGAAACAUUAUGAUGGAUAUGAAAAUGUUGGUAGUUCUUAUGAUACAUUUAAACACAAGACGUUGAGUGACUCAAGAAAAUCCAUCGAGAUUUCAUCUCUAAGUGAUUUGCACUCACAAGGUAAACUUAAAGGACCAGCUCCGGAAUUAGCAGCUUUAAUUCACUCGAAGCAUCCUACUUCAAAUCUAGAAGAUAUAACCAUUGCUCAAGGUUCAGGCUCACAUAUAAGACCAUUCACACCAACAGACCAUUCACCGAAGCAAUCAAGAUAUCAUAAUGAACCUCCCUCUGAUAUUGCAAAUUUAAAAUUAAAAGGUACAGCUCCUGAAAUAGCGGCGAUAAUAAACUCGAGAACUAAAAGUCCCAACCAUGAAGAUGUAACUCUUACUCAGAGGUGUGAUCAAAACUUCCAUCCGUAUCCUACAGUAGAUACGUCAGGAAAAAAACCUUUUAAGCCGAGUGGAAGUGCAUCAGAGAUAGCUGCCGAUAUACACAAAAAUAAUUUAGCAGACCAUCGACCCUAUGCAGAUUAUACCCUAACUGGUACUAAUACCAAUGAAAUGCACGUGAAAAAAUAUGUACUAAAAGAAAAAGUGCAAUCUACACGUAAAGCUCUUUCUUUAAGUGAACAUAUAUCAGAUGGUGAUGAAACAGAGAGUGGAGGCAGUGAAGUGUAUACUGACAAUGAAUGCUACUUAGAAGUAGGUAAAAGUGAAUAUUAUUUUGAUCGUAAACGUUCCCUGAGAAAUUAUCGUUCUAAACGAUCAACGAAAUUGGAACGUGAAGCUAGACGUAAUAUGGGGUUACAUAGAAAUGACAGUCAAGAAUCAGUCAGCAGCAGUAUCUCAUCGCUUAAACCAACUGAUCGAAAAUUGACCCCGAAAUAUAGAAAACGUCCAGGUACUAAAAAGGAAGAAGUCUCAUCUUGGUUGAGCAGCUCUAAUUCACCCUAUAAUCCAAUCCGUAUAGAUGGGCAUGUAUAUCCAAAUUAUACAUCAAAUGUUUACGCUUCAGCUCCUAUUGUUCAUAAACAUUUAAUUCAAAACUAUUUAUCAAAAGAUAUUAUUCAGUCAAUAAAAUGUGAUAGCAGUAUAAAUUUACCACAUCCUCUAACAGUUGGACGAAGUGCAUUAGUUUAUGGUCAUUUCAAGUACAAUUCAGCUGUACGCCAAUCCUGUUUAAUAAAACUUGAGUUUAACACCUCCUGCGAAGAAGCUAAUGAAUAUGAAACACUUUAUCUUCAAUUGUGGUCUGAUGGUAGUCUAGAUAUUUUGAAUAGCCAAUCCAUCAAUAGCAAAAUUCCAUACAGUUCUUCAAAUGAUAUUCAAUAUUUAACACUAAAAGAUAAUGAAGUUUGCAAUAAUGAUAAGCAACAAGUAAAUUUCACUCUGAAUUUCAUAUCUCAAAGCUUCUAUACUGCUAUUACUUCAAAUGAUCAAUUUACAUUAAUUUUGAAAAACCAAUUCUUGAAAUCUGCUAAUUAUCACUUGAAAUCAUUUAAACUUGAAGAUUCAACAAACGCCAAGUUGGAUAAACUUUUUAUGCCAAAGAAUUUAUGUUUACCACUUAUUCUUCAUAUGAAAGAUGUGUCCAGUCAAACAAACACAUUAAAUCUUUUAACAAAACUAACUGCUGAUACCAAAAGAGUCAUCAUCGAAUAUGUUUAUAAACCUAUUAGUAGCUCUAAAUUUAUCUCAAUGCAAAUCUUACUGAAUUUUGAAACAAGUUACUUAAUAAUACAAGAGAUUGCAAAAGAAACAAAUAAUAUUCAAUAUGCUGAUAAAGAAAUAACAUAUAUUCCUGAACAGAUAUGUAAAAUGAAAUUCAGUUGGUACAAUAACACACUAAAAGUACUUCUUAAUAAUGACGAAUCAAUGAUGUACAAUUUUGAACAGUAUUAUCCUCUUCAAUUCUUAUCACAUAUUCGAAUCAAUGGAGAUUUCAUGCUUUUAAAUGCAGAACUUCAAUCGGAUGAAUAAUAAUAAUCAUUUAUUUAGCCAGGGUAUUUACAAUACAUGUAUGUCUCCUAGCAAAAAUGAAUGCAAAUACGAUACAUAUAUACAUAUAUACAUUGGAUGAUUCGUGAUGUUUUAACCAUGACUGAUACUACUAACCUUAUAAAAAAAAUUAAGCGUAUUUUCCUUAUUAAUUAAUUAAUUACUCUACUCUACUUUCUUUUCUUUUCGAAUAUUUCAAAAUAAAAUUUGUUAAACAUUAUUUUAUAGUUAAAGUAUUCUCUUACUGAUGUGUGUUGAUUGAUACACAAAUGUGUCUUAUUCAUUAUUCUCACUAUUAUUAUUAUUAUUACUUUUAAUGACAAUACACUCAAACUUUUAAUUUCUAGAAGGUUCCUGUUUUCUUUUUUAUUUCAUUGAAAUCGAUAUGAUUUUUCAUUAUUAUUUUAUUCAAUAAAUUUAUUCUAUAUCUUGAAUAUAUACUGAUUUAUCAUAUUAUUCAAUCUAUACUAUGAUUAGUUUAAAAGAUCUGUUCAGUAUUGUAUCGUAUUGAUAGUUGACCGGUAUUACCUAUACAUUUUACUAGUUGUAUUCAUUCAAUAAAUAAAGUAUUUAAAAGUAAUUAGAAGAUAAUAAUAAUAAUGAUGACGAGCUUUAUUUAGUAUAGUUUAAAUGUUUUCGGUUAUUUUCGGUUAUUAUUAUAGUUGUAGGUAAACGUUUUUUUGAAAAAAAUCGUUUUGUUUUCUCCUAAUUAACUUCACUUUCUAUUGUUAAUGAUUUAAUUUUCUUUUUUUUUUUUUCGUUUUCCACUUUAACUUUCAACUCAUGAUUGUUUUAAUUUUCACUAUUUGUGAAAUGAGUAAAUAACAUUUUACACAAUUAAUAAUACAACAAUAAAAUGUGAAGGACAAAGUGGUUGUUAUGCAUAACGAAAAUAAAUUUUUUUUACAAAAAAAAUAAUAAUAAUAAUGUGUGCUUAGAUAUAAUUUAGAAAGAAUGUUUAUGGGACAGUUAGCAACUAUGAAAAAAAAGAGUGAAGAUAAUAACAUUUCUAAAUACUCUCCAUCUAACUAAAAAUAUUGAAAACUGAUCAUAUUUAAUCUGAUUUAUACAAGAUUUUAUUGAACAGUCAAUGUGUCUGUAUGAAUAGUUAAUAUCCGUAUGAAAUUGGUUAGUGUUGAAUUACUAUUUCUAUAUUGAUUAAUUUGUGUUGAUGUAUUAUAAUCAGCUAGCAAUUAUAUUGUAGCACUUCUAUUUCUAUUGUAUUUUAUUCGAAAAACAAAAAUUCAUAAAAUAUAUUUAUAGAUAGAAUCAUCAA